GGAGACCUGAUUUCACUGGCCAAGCAAAGUGACCUGCCGGUCAAAAAGGUGGAGACCUGGUUUCGGCACCGGCGGGCCCAGGACCGGCCCAGGCUGAUGAAGAAGUUCUGUGAGGCCAGCUGGAGAUUUACAUUCUAUUUCACCUCAUUCUUCUCUGGGCUGGCUCUUCUGUAUGAUAAGCCCUGGUUUUGGGACCACACUGUGUGCUGGCUGAGAUUUCCACAACAGCCUCUCCUGCCUGCAUUGGGCUGGUUCUACCUGCUGGAGCUCUCCUUCUACUGCUCGCUGGUGGCCACUCUGCCCUUCGAUGUGAAGAGGAAGGACUUUAAGGAACAGAUCAUCCACCACAUUGCCACCAUCACUCUGAUCUUUGUCUCCUACUGUGCCAAUCUUAUACGGUUUGGGAUGAUAGUCAUGCUGGUCCAUGAUGCUUCUGAUCAUAUUUUAGAGCUUGCUAAGAUGCUCCAUUACAUGAAAUGGAAGCGGCUCUGCGAAGCAGUCUUUAUUGUUUUCGCUGUGGUUUUCAUCAUCUCCCGGCUUGUCAUUUUCCCGUUAAUCACAUACUAUUACUUUGUGACCAAAUUUCAGUUGUUCCUCAUUAGCUGUCUGAUAAACAUUUUCCUGAUGAUCCUGCAGUUGUUACACAUUUUCUGGUCCUAUCUAAUCAUCCAGAUGAUCUCCAGUGUCAUCCUCCGUGGUGCGAAAGGAAAAGAUGCCCGAAGUGACACCGAGGAAAGCGACAGGAGUGAAGCAGAGGAUCUGGAAAAGAACAAAGAGCAACGCAGGUCUCACUGCGAAACACUAAGAGCUGGGCAGGCUCCUAAAAGUGGGGAGGCUGAAUAG
Tauraco erythrolophus (red-crested turaco) is the source of this 843-nucleotide messenger RNA. The record is from RefSeq and is a predicted model, not a curated record. NCBI's taxonomy places the organism in Eukaryota, Metazoa, Chordata, Aves, Musophagiformes, Musophagidae.